Messenger RNA from Panicum hallii, 1919 nucleotides. RefSeq names its product aluminum-activated malate transporter 5-like. Bases 1 to 1863 code for a protein of 620 amino acids. NCBI's taxonomy places the organism in Eukaryota, Viridiplantae, Streptophyta, Magnoliopsida, Poales, Poaceae. The record is from RefSeq and is a predicted model, not a curated record. The transcript is spliced from 6 exons. Gene Ontology annotation, cellular component: plant-type vacuole membrane. Gene Ontology annotation, biological process: malate transport.
AUGGGACCGCCGCCGCCGGGCCUGCCGCCGCUGCCGCCGCAGCUGGCAACGCUGCGGUCGACGCAGGACCAGCGCACGGCGAGGGAGCCGCUGCUCGGGUUCGACUGGGGCGUCCCCGCCGGUAGCGGUGGCAAUGGCGGCGGCGGAGAGGAGUACGCGGCGUGGGGGGUGGAUGACGGGGCGGCGAGGGGCGUCGUGGUCCGGCUGCGGGUGGCGGCCGAGGCGGUGCGCGAGGCGGCCGCGGAGAUGUGGGCGUUCGCGCGCAAGGACCCGCGGAAGCCCGUGUUCGCGGCGAAGGUGGCCGUGGCGCUCGUGCUCAUCACGCUGCUUGUCUUCCUUCGCGAGCCCAGCGAUAUCGCCAGCCACUCCGUCUGGGCCAUACUCACCGUCGUCGUCGUCUUCGAGUUCAGCAUCGGUGCAACUUUGAGCAAAGGGCUAAAUAGGGGAUUGGGCACUCUUAUUGCAGGAGGGCUUGCUCUGGCAGUCGCUGAGUUGGCGGCACACAUAGGAAAAUACGACGCGGUUAUCCUCAUCGUAAGCACAUUCGUCGUUGGAUUCUUUGCCAGCUUAAUAAAGUUGCACCCGAAGAUGAAAGCAUAUGAAUAUGGGGUUCGUGUGUUCCUGCUGACCUUCUGCUAUGUUACAGUCUCUGGAUACAACACAGGGGAAUUUACCGCCACAGCUAUAAGUAGAUUUGUGCUGAUCGCUAUUGGUGCUGCUGUGAGUCUCACCAUCAACAUAGGUAUACACCCAAUCUGGGCUGGAGAGGAUCUGCACAAGUUGGUGGCAAAGACUUUUUCUGGCGUGGCAAAAUCUUUAGAAGGAUGUGUUGAUGGAUAUCUGAGCUGCAUGGAAUAUGAAAGGAUUCCAUCAAAGAUACUCACCUAUCAAGCAUCUGAUGAUCCUCUCUAUAGUGGGUACAGGGCAGCUGUCGAAGCAUCCGUACAGGAGGAAGCUUUGUUAGGAUUUGCUAUAUGGGAGCCACCGCAUGGACCUUACAAGAUGAUGAAAUAUCCAUGGAAGAACUACACCAAAGUUGGUGGUGCGUUGAGGCAUUGCUCAUUUGCAGUCAUGGCAUUGCAUGGCUGCAUACUUUCAGAGAUUCAGGCACCACCAGAGAGUAGAAAGGUUUUCUGCGCAGAGCUUCAUAGAGUGGGCGAAGAAGGUGCUAAAGUGCUGCGAGAACUUGGGCAGAGAGUGAAGACGAUGACGAAACUGAGCUCUCCAAACAUUCUUUCAGAAGUGCACUUGGCAGCUGAAGAGCUGCAAAAGAAGAUCGACGAGAAGUCCUACCUUCUCGUCAACACAGAAAGAUGGGAAGUGAUUCCGCGGCAUGAUGGAACUUCGCAAAUCCAAGACAGUUCUAGUGCUGCCGACAAUGAAAACAAGGAUGAACCGCCUGAGCACACCACUGUCAAUAUAGGUUCAGUGCACAAAUCAACCAGCUUCGCUUCAAACCCGCUCCUCAGCAGAGACGAUUCUUCAAAUCCAUUCCUCAGCAGAGCCCAUUCUUCAAAUCCAUUCCUCCGCAGAGACGAUUCUUCAAACCCAUUCCUUGCCAGAUACGAUUCAGGUUCACUUAAGCCGCAAUCAUCUUGGCCUGCACGACAAUCAUUCCAUUCCAACUUGCCAUUUGAAGGCGUGGAGUCAAGAACAUAUGAGAGCGCAAGCGCCUUGUCGUUGGCCACAUUUGCUUCACUCCUCAUUGAGUUUGUUGCCCGGCUCCAGAACCUUGUUGGUGCAUUUGAAGAGUUGAGCAACAAGGCCAACUUCAAGGACCCUGUGGAGGAACCUGCUGCAAUCAGCAGAGAGUAUUGUGGUUUUUUACUUAGGAUACGCAAAUUUUUACGAUUACAGGGGUGAUUCAGGUGACAGAUUUACCAAGUUUUAUGCAAGGUGAAUGGAUGGAUAGCCAGAUG